AACCCCGGAAGUCCUGUGUGGUUUGAAUAGCGUACGGAAACAGGAGUGGGUCGCGUCCGAGUGGAAGUGGACGUGUGUUUGGGGUUUAUCCAAUAUUUGGAUAUAUUGAGUAGCGUGGAGAAAAUGAACCACAGCCGCAAGUGCGUCCUCUGUCAUCGGCUCGAUGAGACGAAGACAACUGGACCCUUAUCGAAGAAAGAGCAGGUCACUGCCCACCAGAACUGCCUGCUCUUUUCAUCGGGCAUUUUCUGCACCGACACGCCGCAGUUCGACGACCUGUUCGGCUUCUCUGUUGAACACGUCCAGGAGGAGGUGAAACGAGGAAGCAAACUGCUGUGUAAACGCUGCAAGAAGAAGGGGGCCACAGCGGGGUGUGAGGUGAAGCGCUGUAAGAAGACCUUCCACUACCCGUGUGCCAUGGAAGAGGGAGCCACGACAUUUGAGGAUAAUGUAAAUGGGAACUUUGGACUGUACUGCCGAAUGCACAGUGAUCCAGAGAAUCGCAAACCCAAAACGCCCCGACCCAAGAACCCCAAUAAAGCCGAAUCAACAAAGACUUAUUGCCUCACCUGUGAGAGGAAAGAAGGAAAUAUCAGCUUGGACAGUUUAUCUAACAGCAUUGUUAUGAUGUUCUGUGCCCAACACGCUCCUUCGUCACUGCAGACGAAAGCCAACGGAGAUCCUUCAGCUGCCAUGUGGUCGUCCUCAUGCAGUGACUCAUCAAGCAUAUCACUUACCAAGAGACAGCUGAGUUUUGAUGAACAGGAAGAAGACGGUGUGUCCAGGAACAAACCAGUAAAAAGGAGCAGGAUGUUGUCCAAUGAUUCUUCAAACACAGAUGAGGAGGGACUUAUGCCGCCUUUAGAGUCAGACUUUGAGGAAAGUGCGACAUUUGUGCAGGAGCAUGAAUCAGCUCUCCCUCCACUCAUCAGCAGGGAGUCAGAAAAACCUUCAUGUUCCUCAGCAGGGCUUCCGGUAGAGAAUAUGAAUUCAGACUUCAAUAACAACGAUGACUCAGUCAUACACUCUGAUGCGGAGUCCGAGAGUUUGCUGUCCCCGGUGGCGGACGGCGCCGAGUUUUACCCGGCUCCCUCACCUCGAUCCGUACCUGACGAGCGUCUGCAGGUUCAGCUGACGGAGACAGCGGUGCAGACAAUAAAAAGAGAAAAUCAAGAGUUCAGAGUCGAGCAGCACGAAGAACACGUCAACGGAUCGUCCGUCCCUCAUCAGAGCGCCGCCGCCCUCGGCCCUUACCCAGAGCGCUCCAGCAGCGCUCCGCCGUCCUCCAGCUCCAACUUCAUCGCAACUCCACCCAGAUCCGACUGUGCGACUAUUGUCUCGCGCCCGUCCCCGUCCCAUUCAUCCGCCCCAUGCCUGUUCCCUCCCCACACUCCUCCUCGCUCGGAGCCCUCCUCCACCCGAGCACCUCCCUCACCUGCCGUCGACGCGGCCAGCAUCUGGAGGAACUGCAACACGGCUGGAUGCACGCAGGCCAUCUUCACUGAGUUUAUUAGAGAAAUUAACAGCAUUUCCAGCAGAAUCCAGAGUGACCAGGCCAGCCAGGAGGAUUAUGACCGGGCGCUUUCAAUGAUGCUGGCUUCUGGAAGACUCACAGACCUCGUUACCAAGCAGCACGAAGAGUUGGAAAGGAGACAAGUGGAGCUGCAGCGUGCAUCGGCAUCUCUGAAGGAGGUCGUCUCCGCUCUGAGUCGUGCCACAGAGAGAAGCUACUUUUAAUCAGUGAUCUCCUGGUUUUAAUUUACAGUUUUACUCUUUAGUUUUUACAUUUUCAUAAGGAUAAGGAAAUUCAACUAACUGUGGUAAUAUCAGGCUUCCUAAUAUGUGAAAACAAUAUUUUUAAAUGUUCAUUUCUGGAAAGUUCCUUUUAUGUUCAGCUUAUUGAUUAAUUUAAUGUAUAACAAAUUUUUUUUUUCAUGUUUUAAUGCACUGUUGUUCAUUAUCAUGAGAUAAAAAUAUUCAACUACUGUGUUUAAAACUGAUUUUGUUUUUUUGUUUAUGUCCUGGAAGAUCACUGAGCCUUUUGCCUGUUUACAGAGACAUGUUCAGAGUUUGGUUUUAAAGAGUCUGAAAUGUCAAAACUCUUAACUUUAACACAGAGAUAUGCACAUGUUUGGUUACAAGUGUUUUUGAUAAAACUCUUUAAAUAUAUAUAUUUUAAAGUGUAAUUUGUGUGCUUUA
Molecule: messenger RNA, 2199 nt
Organism: Xiphophorus couchianus (Monterrey platyfish)
Lineage: Eukaryota; Metazoa; Chordata; Actinopteri; Cyprinodontiformes; Poeciliidae
Gene: phf11
Product: PHD finger protein 11
Exons: 18
Coding region: 124-1737 (537 amino acids)
Cellular component (GO): nucleus
Source: RefSeq, a predicted model, not a curated record